Messenger RNA from Dermacentor silvarum, 2237 nucleotides. RefSeq names its product regulator of nonsense transcripts 3A. The transcript has 11 exons. Gene Ontology annotation, cellular component: nucleolus; cytoplasm. Lineage: Eukaryota; Metazoa; Arthropoda; Arachnida; Ixodida; Ixodidae. Gene Ontology annotation, biological process: nuclear-transcribed mRNA catabolic process, nonsense-mediated decay; positive regulation of translation. The record is from RefSeq and is a predicted model, not a curated record. The coding region runs from base 281 to 2041 and encodes 586 amino acids. Gene Ontology annotation, molecular function: mRNA binding.
CGUCGAGGUUUCCUCAACGCCUACUCUCGCACGCAGAUCGAUUUGACUAGUGCCGCCAUCUGUGGAGAAGCCGGAGCUUGUUUACCGACAGCGAUUUAUGUUUGCACCGACGUGUGUGUUGGAAAGUGUGCGCACUUUAUUCUAUGGGCGCGCAUACAUCCAAUGAAAGAAUCUGCGAUUGCCUGCCUCGUUUUUUACGGUGGCUAGCACAACUGGAUGAGUCUCGGUAGAUGUUCUAGUACACUCUAGUCUCGGCUAGCUUCGAGUACACAGAAGCUAGAUGACGCAGGAGAAAGCGAAAGAUGAAUGCUCGCCUCGAAGUCGCAGCUCGAGCGAGGCAUCCAAGUCUAAGGAGAAGAAGGACAAGUCAUUUCUCACAAAGGUUGUAAUCCGAAGGCUGCCGCCGACGAUGACGGAAGACCAGUUCCUGGAGCAGAUAUCCCCUGUUCCUGAAAGUGAUUACAUGUACUUCGUCAAAGGAGACUUGAGUCUCGGCCCACACGCGUUCUCGAGGGCCUACAUCAACUUCGUCAAUCAAGAUGAGAUAUUCAUCUUCAAGGAGAAGUUCGACGAUUACAUUUUUGUUGAUGAGAAAGGCAAUGAGUUCCCAGCCCUUGUCGAGUAUGCACCCUUCCAAAAAAUACCCAAGCGGAGGACUCGCAAGAAAGAUCCAAAGUGUGGCACAAUUGAACAAGACCCAGAGUACAUCAAGUUUCUGGAAAGCCUAGAGCAACCGGAAGAAGUGACACUACCUUCAAUUGAUACCUACAUAGAGGAGAUUGAAGCUAGGGAAAAAGAAAUCAAAGCUAACAAUGGCUGCCUCAAGGUGGUGACCCCUCUAAUUGAAUAUUUGCAGCAGAGGAAGCUGGAAAAGCUGAAAUUGCGCGAGGAGCGUCGGGAGGAGCGCAAGAGGCGGGAGGUGGAGAAGAAACGUUUGCGAGAUGAGGAAAAGAGGAGGCGGAAGGUGGACCGCGACCGUGCAACGAAGGAGCCAAGCAUACACCGAGAGUCAUCUUCAGCCCGCUAUGAUGAUGACCUUGCCCAAUUUGAUGAUGCUGAGCCUGCACCAACUAAGCCUCCGGUGGUCAAGUCUUCUGCCAAAUCAUCACGACGACAGCAGGGCCCAGCCAGCUCCGAGUUGCGCCGUGGUCCGCCAGUUCAACCAGUCGACAGCACUGAGUCCCGCAAUCACUCAGCGACAGUUGGUCAUGACCGAUCACAUCGGGAAUCGUUGGACCAGAAACCUGCAGGCAGGUCAGUGAGUGCUCGAAGAGCAAAGGGAGACCGCGCUGCAAAAAAUGAGCAUGUUCCGGCAGUCCUCAAAGUGCUCAGUGUGGUUGGCCGAGCUUCUCGAGAAAGUCCGACUUCGAACAAACGUCUCGUGCAGCCUGUGGUGCUGAGGAACCCUGUGCGAGAGCAUGAGCCACCAGCUGCGACAACGCCAAAGGACUCGGGAACAGGUGUAGUUCCGAAAUCAAGUGCAGGCACGGGUGGCAGCCAUUCCAAGGCCCCACCGGUGCGCAGUUCAACGGGCGGCGGCAGCAGUGCACGCAAGGACUGGGAUCGACCCAAGUUGCCCAGGCCCAGCAAGGACUACCCGAGUUCCAAAGAGUACAGCAAACACAAGGCCGAACAGCCUGCAUCCUCCCAUAGCAGGCGCGGAUCGACAGGUUCAGAUGGCAGAGGCCAGGAAACAAGCACCCCGAAAGCAUCGGCAACGACUCCAGCCACAGAUGACGAGCGAUCCGUUGUUGAAAGCUCUCGGGGUGUUACAUCCACCACAAGCCUUCCGGCCGAGGGCAAGAACACUAGUUCAGAGAAGGAUCGCGAGCGACCAUCGGCACCCGAGGAGUCCUCGCAGUCCCGAGCUAAAGACCCGCGAGCAGAGAGGAGGAUACGCAACAAGGAUCGACCAUCUAUUGAGAUUUACCGGCCUGGAAUGAGAAGACUGUCUCAAAAGGGCACAUCAUCACAAGAGGAAACACCAGCUGCCAGCUCAAAACCACCAAAAAGCAACAGCAGUAGCAAGCCACCUGCUUAAACUUCUGUACAGUCAGUCAGCACUGCUCAGGAUGAUAAUUAGUGUACAUGCUUUUUCACAAUGGACAGCACUUUCUUUCUUGAGACAGAUUAUUUUAUUUUUUUUUUUGCUUAUUUCUACAAAAACAAAAAUCCAUGUUUUCUCAUGUGACUUCUUUUUUUCUGUUCCUUGUAUAUAAAUUCAAUUGUGGUGAUGU